Strigops habroptila (Kakapo) is the source of this 6081-nucleotide messenger RNA. RefSeq names its product MOB kinase activator 3B (gene MOB3B). The transcript has 4 exons. Gene Ontology annotation, molecular function: protein kinase activator activity. The record is from RefSeq and is a predicted model, not a curated record. The coding region runs from base 378 to 1028 and encodes 216 amino acids. Gene Ontology annotation, biological process: positive regulation of protein phosphorylation; signal transduction. Lineage: Eukaryota; Metazoa; Chordata; Aves; Psittaciformes; Psittacidae. Gene Ontology annotation, cellular component: cytoplasm; nucleus.
GGGGCGGCCUCCGCCCAGGGCCGCACCGCGCGUGGGGGGCCGCGCGGCGGGAGCCCGCUGCCGGGCGGGUGGCAGGGCCGCCGGGGUUAGUCCUUCGCGGGGAGUCGCGCCGUGCUGUCGCGUUCAUUCCCUGUCCGUCCUGCGGCGAAGGCAGCUGGGCAGGCGGCGGCGCCUGGAGGGGUGGAGGGACAUGAAGCCUUUCGGGAAGGCUUUCCAGAGGAAGAGCUAGCAGACUGCACUGAAGUCAAUACAAGCUUCUGUGAGAGAAACAGCAGGGCUUGGAGGACCUGUGUUAGAGAGCAACUGUUUUCAAGUACCUGCAUUAAAUCUCAGCCGUGCUUUUCUGCCAGCUGCUGCAGAGCAGAAGAUUAGCAGAUAUGUCCACUGCGCUCAAGCAAGUCUUCAAUAAAGAUAAGACUUUCCGCCCAAAACGCAAGUUUGAACCUGGUACCCAGAGGUUUGAACUUCACAAACGAGCACAGGCGUCUCUGAACUCAGGUGUGGACUUGAAAGCAGCUGUGCAGUUGCCUAGUGGAGAAGACCAAAAUGACUGGGUUGCUGUCCAUGUUGUUGACUUCUUCAAUAGGAUCAACCUCAUUUAUGGAACUAUCUGUGAGUUCUGCACAGAGAAGACCUGCCCAGUAAUGGCUGGAGGCCCUAAGUAUGAGUAUCGGUGGCAGGACGACAUGAAGUACAAGAAGCCCACAGCGCUGCCAGCUCCCCAAUAUAUGAAUCUUCUUAUGGACUGGAUCGAGGUGCAGAUUAACAAUGAGGACAUAUUUCCUACAAAUGUAGGUGUUCCCUUUCCGAAGAACUUCCUUCAGGUCUGCAAGAAGAUACUCUGCCGACUUUUUCGGGUGUUUGUUCACGUCUACAUCCAUCACUUUGACCGUAUCAUCGUUAUGGGGGCUGAGGCCCACGUCAAUACCUGCUACAAGCAUUUUUAUUACUUUGUGACAGAGUUCAACCUCAUUGACCGCAAAGAACUAGAGCCUUUGAAAGAAAUGACAACCAGGAUGUGUCACUAAAAAGCUAUCUACUGAAGAAGAGCAAAGUCCAGUUUCUUUCUUACUGCAGAGUUCAAGAACGUGACAGCCCUUGUGGACUGAGCCUGCUUGUUAAUCCAUGAAAGCAGGGAAGAUGGAACCACAGUUAAUUUCACAAAUGCUUUCCGCCACUUUCAGUGUUCUUAGCCCUGAAUAUGCUGCUAGGAACCUCAUCUGAGCGACAUGGAUUAUUGAGAAAAAGAAGAAUCAAUUUCAUAUUAGUUCUAGCUCCUCCAUGAGGGAUAAGAACCUCUUCAGCCACAAUGACAGACCGUGCUCCUGCUGCUAAAGCUUUACUGAAAUCCAGGUCCUUGGGCUGACCUCCAGAUUAGUUGUUUUGAAAUGAAACUGUAUUGUUGUUUUCUUUUUCUUUUUUUUCUUGGUAUGUGCUUUGUUUCCAAGUGCAGCAGAAUAUUAAGAUGAUCUGGAAUUAAUCUGGAAUCGCAGAAGACGUCUAGCCUUUAAUGCCCCCCACCCCUCACCAGGCCACCCAAGGCUUGGCCAUUGUUCUCAAAGCCUUGUGUUUCCAAGCUUUGUGUUUCCAGGAACACAGCCAUGUCCUUCAGCUGAUGAGGCAGUUCGUGCUUCAUUGUGACUCCGAAUUGGGUGACAGGGGGACAGUUUCUGAUCUCAAUUACAUGAAUAGAAAUCCAGAUACAGCUCUGCAGUGUUGAAAUCUAUUCUUUGAAUUCAUUCUGUGACUGAGAGCAAAUCUGCUCAGUAUCUUUGCUGCAGUCAGCAUUUUCCUGACAUACCUGGUGAAGUACAGCAGUGUGAUUUGGUAUCCUCCGGUCCUCUUAGAAAAAGGAUCUCUCUCAUUCACCUUAAAGAUUCAUCUUUUCAGGGAAAAAUAAACUUAAUUUUAGUUACUGUUUUUAAAUGUAGUUACUUCCUGGAAGGAAGAUAGAACAAAGAUGUGUAACAUAAAGGUUAGAGCAGGAGGGACAAAGUGAAGGUCUCUGUUGCGUCUGAACAGUGUCCAGCAGUGUGGCUUGCUUUCCUCAAUGCGGUAACACAAAAUUUUUUUGCAAUGCUCAGUCCAACUUAACAAAUUCAUGUAUGGACAGCCUGGAAGGAUGCAUUGCAGUAAGUCAAGUCUUCUAUGCCAAAUACGCCCUGAUAAGAGGCUUUCUUCUAAAAUACAAAAAAGAAAAAUUAAAAAUAAUAUUAAAGCAAUACUUCACAGAGAGAUCACAAGAGACAUACAGCUGAGUAAAUGGAAUCAAGUGGAACACACUUACAUAUUUUGUGCCUUCUAAUGAAUUUUGCACACUUGUGUUAUUGUGAAAGAUUAUUCCUUCCUGAGUAAGUGCUGAACUCUGUUGCUGCCUUCUUCUCAAGUGAGUUAGGUAUGUUUACAUCUUCUGAGACAGUAUCAGGAGCAAAUCUCACAGGUCAUGCAGUGACUGGAACAUUUAAAAUGAAGGGGUAGCAGGCACUAAAGAGUAACAGCAAACCUUUUCUAGCUCAUAGUGUGGUAUGUUCUGAUUUGCUUGCCUGCUUGCUUAAAACAGGGCUUGUAAAUGUUAGUGAUUGUGUCCUUUCCAGGACAAAGGGCUUUUGUCUGGGAACAUUCCGUGUAGCUAGGGUGAAGGCUUUUCUGCAUCUUUGAAUUAUGAAAGCAGCAUUAUCCUUUGCUUUCAAGGGGAUGGACUGACGUGUUCCUACCUCCUUUGGUGGCCUUUGCAAUCAGGUUAAUUCUUUGGGGAUUGGAAUGCGCACACAGAUAACUUCUGGCCUGCUGGCACUUUUGCAGGAUACAACUAGCUCAUGGAAUUCAUUGCCAUAGCUGCUGCCAAACUUAGUUGCCUAAUUUUAAAGAUGAGAAAUGUUACAUCCGUGGAAGAACGUACAUGGUACAUGUGGAUGACGGCUGCCUGGAAUUACAACAUCAGUUGCAUACAAAAAGUUUUCUUGAACUCCUCCAAAGUGCCUGGGCUGUUGCACUGUUGGUGCUGGAGCUGUAGCUGGUACAGUGCUCUUGAAUUUCAGUGUGGUCAGUUGCCAUCUGCUGUUCUUGUGGCUGGGCAGUACUGCAGUACUGUAUUUUAAAGAUUAACACAACGACGCAAAUGUGUGAAAUUUUGUGCAUAACGAUCAAAGUCACUACAUAAAUUGAAAACCAUGGUAUUAUAUGCAUAAAAUAACUUAUUCUUCAUUUUAUUAUGCUACUUACCAUAUGCUGUUUUGAGUCUAUUUACUGUAGCCAUCUGAAGAUGAAGUAGAAUUUGUUCCCAGUUACUUUGGAUUAUAUUUUAAUAACCUUUUUGUGAAUGUGUCAAUUUUGUGAAUGCAAAACUUACCUGUUGGAGUAUUUUCCUUCUUCUAAAACUGUUUGUCAUAAACUCUUGUGUUUCCUUUUCUAGUACAGCACACUGUAUCAGGCAAAGGAGGGAAAUGCAGAGUUUACGCUAGAGGAUUUGUGUUUGACCUGGCCAAAAUUCCUGUAGUUGGAAAAGCCCAUUACAACCCAGGAGCUGAACCAGCCACAAAGAAGUGCAAAAUGUACUUGUUAUUCCGCUGGGAAGAACAUUGAGAUUGCUAGGUGACAAAAUAAACUUCCUCUGAAUGGUAGAGUUUCACCUUUGGCUAAAUACGCCUCCAAACAGGUACGCUUGCUUCCACAGCAGAGAUGUUCAGCCAAAGCCAGCCCAUCUCAUGCUGUAGGCCAUUUCUCUUUUCCUGUGCCUGGUAUGUGGUAUGCCAAUAAGAAUAAUGUCUGGAAAGCAGCAUCACGAUGAAAAAGUAUCAUAUUAUCCCUUCCCAUAGAGGAUAGAGGCGCAGCGUCCUACUGGAUCUCAUGCUCAAGGAUUCCAGCUACAUCAAUAAUUGGCUCUGGGCCACAUCUGGACAGAAUUUUGUUUUCAUUGUUAACUGCAGGUCCUGAUUUAUGUGAUUCCUCAGGAUAUGUAAUGAGAACUGACUUUAAACAUGAUUGUAUGCAGAGGCACCAUUUUCACCUACUGAGAAAAACUUUCUACUUGAUCUUACUAAUUGUAUAUGUUCCUAAUCAUUCCAGCAUUCCAUAUGGUUCUGGGAUUGCAGGAGGGGGACAUUGUUGUUUGGGUUUGUUCAUUUGGUUUGGUUUGGUUUUAUUCACCUUUCUACUUUUUCAAUCAGGUUUUCUUGCCUAAAAAACAAUUAUUUUACUCUUGUACUUGUCUUAAGAUAUGCUGUUAGUGUUAAGUUUCAAGGCACUGUAAGACGGAUCACUUCAGCUGACUGAGACCACAGCUUUAUUUCAGAGUGUGAAGAGUUCCUGUGAUACCAAACUGCCUUCGGUGAUUAAAGACAUAAUAGCUUUCAUUGAUUGUCUCUGUAAUAAGGGAUUUUGCAGUGAACUUCUGCUUUGUAUGAACAUAGACUAGUGUCACAGUAGUCAUAAAUGCAACAUAAAACAAAUCUUAAUGUCACCUCCCUUUCAGUGUUAUGAAGGAUGGAGUUCCGGGGUCUAUCAAAGGGGGUUUUUUUACUGAUACUCAGCAGUGAAAUUGAUAUUUUCCAUCAGAUUUGAGAGAAGUUUGGUACUUAAGAAAACAGGAGUUUUCUCCAAAACCUCAAGCUCUAAGCAGCAAAAUGUGCACCAGACAAGGUACUUGAUUCUCCUGACCGAUGGAUUCGUUAAGAACAAGGUAGGGAAAGAGGAGGAGAGCAGUUAACGUGUAACUCUGUAGGGACCUACAGAAAACUACUUAAGAUGUGCAGAAGCCUAAGGGGUAAACACUGUACCAGUGAUCAUGUGUGAGAAAAUUCCUGGAGCAAUGUGGAAAGGACACAGAGAACAGUACCCUUUGUAGUCAGGAAGCCACUAUUACGAAGUCACUACUAACAAUAGUCUAGGAGGGUCUUUCAGCACCUUUGUACUUUGGGUUGAAUAAAUUACACAUCCUGGAGCCUUCUCACAAAAAGCGGUUCCUUUUCUUACCUUUUUCCCAUGUUCUUCAGGUUUCUCACAUUUUCAGGGAACGGGGUCUCAGAGGUGGCCUUCUGCCUUUUAAUCUUCUUUUUGCUUUCCCAAGGACAAUGUUGUUACGAAAACCAGCUUUCUCACCUCUCUGUGCCUCCAAAAAGGAUAUCGCUCACCUGCGCGCUCCGAAGAGAGACCAACAAGGGUUGAGUUUGCAUUAUGUCUUCAGAAGAGCAGAAGCAGAGAGCAGGAGGUACCUGUCACCACCGCAAAACAGGAUGCACUGUGUCUAAAAAAGAUGCGUGCUUGCUAUCGCUUAACAUGCUUUGACUGCUUUAGAAAGCGGAUAACACUGAGGGAUGCGGUAUAGACAAGUGGUCAGCGUUUAGACAUUUUUUCCUAUGUAUUGGAAGAAAUGAAAGACUUUCUUAAAUAAUUAUGGAGAAUAUUCCAAGGGCAAAUAAGCCAUAUCAGUAGUAAGAACUGGUAGUCGUAUACAUUUAAAUCUGAAAUUAUCAAACUUGAUUUUUCAUGUAUUUCAUGCUCAGUAGAGAGUGGUUUUCAAGGUUUAGCCAAAUAAGUUUGAGCUAUUAAAGUAGUUGUUUCUUUUCUGUUUUAAUAAGUUUUCCUGUUUAAAAGACAGAUCUAAUAUAAUGAAGAGCUAAAAUAAUAUCCUCCCAGGGAAAAAAAAAUAAUUAGUUGUCCAGUCUAAUACAUGUGUGUGCUUGUAUGUGCAUGCGCAUAAAUAUAUAUAUGUUUGGGUGGGGAUAUGCAUAUGGAAGUGUCUGUGUGUGCGUAUGUACAGUGUGUGCAUAUGUACACACCCUGCUAUCCUCCACAGAACACACUUUUUCAUUUUGAUAGUUUUUAGUGGGGAUAAGUCUUUCUAAGAAUUAAGUGGUCAAUUCCUUUUCCAUGUUUCUUCAAUGCAUCAGUGCUGUUUGGAAUAGUGUCAGGUGUGUCUUAGGCUCUUUUGGUCCUGUUUGUUAUUGAAUGGUGGUUCAGCUGUAUGGGAAGAGAGACUGAUGCUAACUGUUGUAGUCAUUAAAAGAAAGAUUACUUUUCAAAUCAAUCCUAGUAGAUGAAGCAAUGAAAUCCAAAUAUGAAUAAAAGAAACUUAACCUUGCA